Messenger RNA from Saitoella complicata NRRL Y-17804, 2622 nucleotides. RefSeq lists its product as uncharacterized. The record is from RefSeq and is a predicted model, not a curated record. Gene Ontology annotation, cellular component: nucleus. Bases 249 to 2537 code for a protein of 762 amino acids. Gene Ontology annotation, molecular function: DNA-binding transcription activator activity, RNA polymerase II-specific; RNA polymerase II cis-regulatory region sequence-specific DNA binding. The transcript is spliced from 3 exons. Gene Ontology annotation, biological process: regulation of transcription by RNA polymerase II. Lineage: Eukaryota; Fungi; Ascomycota; Saitoellomycetes; Saitoellales; Saitoellaceae.
AAUAAAGCCCACACCACUCCGGCCUCCCUUGAAGUGUCGAGGCAGCAUACAUCUCCCAGCACCACGAGUUUUCUUGCUUCGAGAGAGCAAUUGCAUCUUGUAUCCACUCGAAAAAGCACUCGCAAUACCCGGUCACCGACUCUCGUCUACCAUUGUUUGCAGUUCUGGAUCCAGACAACCAGUAUCUCGCAGUACCCGAAAGCCGCGGGCUUCACCGGCGCACCCGGUCCGGUCUUGCACCGGAACUUAUGGAGGAUUUUAGGAGGACAUUCCCCGGUCUACGCCUCGACAACAUGCACAACGGUACUGGAAACGCUCAAGGAAAUCUUGGAGAACCUUUCCAGCCAGUAUAUGCUCUGCAGAACUCCGUCCUGAAUCAAACCAGGUCUCUUGAGGGACACGAUAUGGACACAACCCCGCGUGCUACACUCCAUCAGUCAACAGAUCAACAUAGUUUCGGACUGGAAUCGACGUUGUUUGAACACCAGCCUCAGAACUUCUCGAGUUUGUCGUCGAUGUCGUUUCUGACGCCUGGGAGUGGUUCACACGUGAACCCAUAUUCGACUGGAUCUCAUUAUGGAAGCUACAUGCCUCAGCAGACACAACAGCACUACUCUGCUCAACACAGGGCAGAUCCUGGUCCCAUGUUUGCUAUUCGCUCGCCGCAGAGUGUCUUGCCUACCGCUGGCUACCACCACAACCAGCCCUCUCCGCAGUCCCAAUUCCAGCACCAGUACCCUUCCAUGGACCGACCGCAGCAGGAGAGCAUUUUCACACAUCCACAGAUGUUAUUGAAGCGAAGUCCGGAAGAAACGGCCAUGAGUUCACCAGAGGCGGAUCAUUCCGGCGGGAGUGGAUGCAUGUCGCCCAGUGCGUUUCAGCACAUCCCUGCUCCAGUUGAGGAAGUAUCACCGCUCAGGUCUCUGCCUGGAGUGUUCCCGACGGAGGCAUUUGGUGAUGGUGGCAUUUAUAUGGGGAGGAGAGAAUCGUUCAGGUUCGAGACGAUAUUGAGGGCUUCGACGAGUAUGACAAAGCACCCCGACGAGAUCCCAGUCACGUACCUGAACAAGGGUCACAUCUACACGUUCUCCAUUCGUGACACUACGCCAGUGUCAGGCCGGAUCUUGACCUACCGAAGCUAUGCGAGAAUCUCUUUCGAUGAACCUGCGCAGCGCAAGCGUGCUGCCUACGCUUGGCGAGUGUGGCGGGACGGCCGAGGUGGUGACAACGACAAGGAAGCCGAGAAAAUGAAGGCGGUCAUUUGUGAAGGUCUUUUGCCAAAGCAUGGUAAGGGUGGGAGGACGAUCGGCUUUGAAUUGGAGGAGGACUCGGUGAAUUUCGAUGGCUUCGCCUUUCGAUGGAGUACUUCGAGGCCGGAGCAGCAGAUUGAUGUUGAUGUGAAGUUUAACUUCCUGUCGACCGACUUCUCCCAUUCGAAAGGUGUCAAGGGGUGCACCGUUCGCUUCUGUGUCAAGACUGAGGUUCUCGCUGAUCAUGCCCUGCCGAUCCCGCCUGGUAUGCCCACCUGUGAGGUGGUGUUCUGCAAGGUCAAGUUGUUCCGCGACAAGGGUGCGGAGCGUAAGUUGGUGAAUGAUACGCGGCAUAUUGAGAAGGUAAUCGCCAAGUUGAGGGAGAAGGUCAGGCCUGUCAGUGCUGCCGUCGAGAAGGGAAAGAAGAAGGGACACGGGAGGUCCCAUUCUUUCUCCGUCGCGACCGGGGAGGAUGAUACUGCGCACAAGGCUGGCAGAAAGUCUGGUCACAAGCGUGACUGGAGCAGGUGUACUCAAGCUUCCAUGUUCGAGGAUGAGGUUAAAAUGGAGGGAGACAGCGAAGAGGCUGUGGCGAAGAGGCUUGACAAGGCCAUGGAGCUGGAGGCAAUGUUUUCGAGCCAGAAGCCGAUUAGUCUCUUGUACCUUCGUGGCGACCCGGAGGAUGACCCGGACAUGUUCCCCGUACACGUUGACAAGCACGCUGGUGAGAUGGAUGUGGACCAUGUUGGCGAACCCAUGAGGCCGCGAGAUGCGCCGCGCAACUUAAGUUUUGCUUCCAUCACCACAUCCGGCACCUCUGUUGCGAGUCCGGCGUUGAGCCACCAUUCUCUUGGAUCUCGCGGCUCGGUGCCUGAGAUUAUGGUAAAAUCCGAGUCGCCGCUGAAGAGACAAGCAUCUAUUGCAGAGGCAACCAUGUGGAAUGAUCCCGUUGCUAGUCAGUUUGGCAUCGUUCAGGCGAUCGUCGUGCCUUCCUCUCGUGCGGAGGUUCCCCUUGGGCCUAGUGCUGGGCCGUCUCCCGCACCUUUCUCGCCUACGGCAGCGAGGUUCGCUCAGCAGAUUCAGCAGCUGGACGUCGGCAGUGGUGGCAUGGAGCAAGUGCCGAAUGAGAAGGUGAUUGAUGAGAUUGUAAGAUUGGUUCGAGUGUUGAAGGAUCGCGGAUUUGAUUGUUCCCAUUUUUUGAGGCAACUUCAGGAGAUUGAUGGUACUGGGUCUGGGACAGCGGAGACGAUUAGCGCAGGUGGAUUGACUUCUCCGCCUGAUUCUUAAGGCGCAAUGGGUUCUUGGAAUGGUGUUCGCUUUUGAGGGUUUUCACAUACGGCACAUUCAUUUGGGUAUUUGUGGCGUUUUUUGG